CAGUACUUCAGGUGUAUAUAUAACAGCCUCCAUUUCUCAGAAAAGCACCUUUUGGAGCUUAUUGGCUGAAAAAAUCCGAGUCUCAGAGCCCACCACUUUCACAGGAGGAGGGGAGAGGAAGAGAGCCCGAGAAAAUGUCGAAGAAGAAAGUGAGUGGCAACACCAUGACGCUCAAGGACUUUCAUGGCGGUUCAAUUCCUUCCGAUCUCCCGCUCCCUUCCGCUCCUGGUGUCAUCGUUAGGCCUUCGGAUCGUCCCGGUUAUGAGCGAUCGGCGGCGUGGGGGAACCAGAUGGGUCGGGCUGAUCACCGCUCCCGACCGCACACGUCUUCGGCAUCGAGGCAUUUAGAUGAUAAAGCUCCUUUUCUCACUCAUGCUGCGCAUAUCGGCAGGAACUUUGAUGAGGAUGAGCGCAAGCCCCUCGACGGUGUGGUUGCCCCAACUCGUCCUGAGCCGAGACGAGAGUCUGCUUCUGGUGGAGGUUUAUGGGGCCGACAGGGUGCAGCUCCAACGUCCCAAGUGAAUUCACACUCGGGGAGGGUUGCUGAGGCGAGUUUGGAUACCAAUAAUGGGCAGGGUGUUGGUGGUGCUUAUCCGAACGCUUGGGUGGCGAGGAAGGAGGCGGCAGGUAUUACUGAGCGGCCACAAUCACCAUGGUCUGCGCCAAUGGCUGUUUCCAAGCUGGCUCAUGCUAGUGCGCUUGAGAAGGUUUCAUCGGGGAGAUGGCAGUCGAAGCAUUCUAUGCAUCAGAGUGAUGCUGAACUUGUGAGAGCUUCCGAAACAGAAAGCGGUUCACAGUCCAAGGACUAUGGUAGUAAUGCCUAUAACAAGAUAGAUGCAAUUGGUGUGGUAGAAAGUUAUGAUGCAACCUUGGCUAGGCAUGGGAAAAGGGUUCUGAAUGUUGAUGACUACGUUCAUGGUGGUAGGAAGGAGUUUCCUGAUUAUGAGAGGACCAGAGCUCCUGUUAAUUCAGAGGUAAAAGAAGAGAACCUAACAAACUAUAGGGACAGUGGUGAACCCGAUCGAGCUAAUGAAAAGUUUGGUGGGACUGAAGUGCAGACCUCAACGUAUGUACAACCAUCAGAACGGCCUAAGUUGAAGUUACUUUCAAGAACAAAGCCACUAGAGAGUGUGGAACAUACCGUUGCUGAUCAUAUUCAGGGGCAUCAAAAGGUGACUGAAUCUGUUCAUACUGAAAGUUUUAACGAAGCACAUGGAAAUUUGAAUCCUCCGAAGUUUGGUAUAGCUCAUACUGAGAGUGAGAAGCAGGCCGUAGAGCGCCCAAAGUUGAAAUUGAAGCCCCGGUCUCAGCCUGCUGAGCAGUCGGAAGGAAAUGUUGAAAGAGACAGGAAUUUAUUGUUUGGUGGUGCUCGCCCGCGAGAACUAGUUCUGAAGGAGAGAGGGGUUGAUGAUGUUGCACUUAACCAUGACUUGGUUCAGCAUGCUGAAAGGGUUGAACAUCAUGUCCCAAGGACUGAGAGAACCGAGAAUCCUGCUUUUGAUCAAAGGUUUGGAAAGAAAUCUGAGAGGAGGGAUCAUGAGAUGAGAACCGAGAAUCCUGCUCUUGAUCAAAGGAGUGGAAAGAAAACUGAGACGAAGGAUCACCGGGUAGAUGAUGAUAGAAUUGAUACGCAGAGAAGGAACUGGCAUAGUGAGAACUGGAAGAAUAACCGAGAUACAGAGAAGCAGCAGCAGUUGGAGAGGGCGCCAUCGCCAGAGACUUGGCGCAAGCCUGUUGAGCAGCCUAAACCAACAUAUGGAAAAGCAGCUUCAGCCAUCGAGCUUGCCCAAACAUUCUCUAGAUCAUCAGUCUCUGAACCGACUAAUCGACUUUCUGGCCAAAGAAGUCUGCCUAGCCGCGCUCAGUCUCAGAUACCCUUCUCCCGCUUGAUGGCCGGCCCGACACCAAGGCCUCAGAUAAAUGGCUACUAAAGCAUAUUUCGUUUUAUUUAAUAAUUUUUCCCCUUGGAAAAGAGCACAUUGCCCUUGCCAUCGCUUCAAUUAGAUAUGCAAUAAAGCAGAAAACAUUUGAAAACACAUUUCAAAUUAUAAUGUUGAAUGCUUACUUUGUUGCCAAAAUCUUGACCUUCGAGUGUGAGCGAGCUUGAACGGCGGGAGUCUCUCCGAGUGAAUAUUCCGCAAAAAUUGGCGGCACAAGUAACGGAAAAGAAGGGCAACGUUUGAAUGCUUAGUCGAACAAUA
Morus notabilis is the source of this 2201-nucleotide messenger RNA. RefSeq lists its product as uncharacterized. Gene Ontology annotation, molecular function: mRNA binding; translation initiation factor activity. The coding region runs from base 135 to 1931 and encodes 598 amino acids. Lineage: Eukaryota; Viridiplantae; Streptophyta; Magnoliopsida; Rosales; Moraceae. The record is from RefSeq and is a predicted model, not a curated record. The transcript is spliced from 6 exons.